Molecule: messenger RNA, 1574 nt
Organism: Tribolium castaneum (red flour beetle)
Lineage: Eukaryota; Metazoa; Arthropoda; Insecta; Coleoptera; Tenebrionidae
Product: odorant receptor
Exons: 5
Coding region: 112-1263 (383 amino acids)
Biological process (GO): detection of chemical stimulus involved in sensory perception of smell; sensory perception of smell
Cellular component (GO): plasma membrane
Molecular function (GO): olfactory receptor activity; odorant binding
Source: RefSeq, a predicted model, not a curated record
AGCCUCCAGAAAGCUACAAUUAAUCAAAUUGCGUUAAUUGGAUGUUGCUUUGACUUGGACGAAACCUAUUUUUGAAACAUUUCAGUUUGUUAUCGCCUCAAGACUAGCAAAAUGGGUUUUAUGAUACAGGACUACGAUCUUCGAAACGCCUUUUCUCUCGAACGCAAGCUGAUGUUAGUGGUGGGGUUUUACCCCAAACGUGACAACAAGCACGAAAUUUUGUAUUGGUUGAGCGCCUUUUUCAAUCUUUUGAUUUCGUACGGACAGCUCACUACGAUGAUCAUUCAGAUGGUUUUUGACCGAAGCGACUUAUCCAAACUCACGGAGUCUCUACUAUAUUUUUUCACCCACUUUACGUUCCUCUGCAAGUUACUCAACUUUCAAUAUUACAGCAAGGAUUUGAUCGAGAUUGAAAAUUUCCUGACUGACCCCAUUUUCUACGGAUAUUCCUUCGAGCAACUUGAUAUAAUCAAGGCCAAGAUUCGUUCGUGCGCCUUUAUUUCUAACGCUUUCAGAAUCUGUUGCACCUUCACCUGCUCUUUCUACUGCUUAGUGCCUUUUAUUGACGAAAGUAGGAAGAAAAUUCUGCCACUUCCGGGCUGGUUUCCGUACGAUACAACCAACUAUUAUUACUCCACAUUUUUUGUGCAAAGCUUGAGUCUCUUUAUUAGCGCUUAUUGCAACACUGCUAUUGAUAUUCUGACGUGGAAAUUGAUCACGCUAGCGUCGGCCCAGUUCGAGAUUUUGAAGGAAAAUCUCACUAAAAUCGACUAUGAGGGGGGUUUUAACGAAACGAAAGGGGCCCUAGUCAGGUGUAUAACACACCACGCGAAAAUCGUCAAUUACACAGAGCGAGUCGAGGCCAUUUUUUCCAAAGGGAUAUUCCUCCAGUUGUUCGGGAGCGUGAUAGUCAUAUGCACUACAGGUUUCCAGUUGAUAGUCGUGCCAAUCCCUAGCGUCCAGUUCGCCGUUUUGGGGACGUAUUUAUGCGGGAUGACCACGCAGGUUGCCACCUACUGCUACUACGGGCAUGAAGUUAUGACAACCAGUGACGCCAUUGGAAUGUCGCUCUAUUUGUCGAACUGGUACGCCAGUCAUGUCAAAAUCCGCAAAAUCGUGAUGAUUUUUUUGGAGAAAACUAAAAAACCGACCAUUGUCAAGGCGGGGAAUUUUAUCACCUUGUCGUUGGCCACGCUGACACAGAUUUUGCGGUCGGCCUAUUCGUACUUCGCGGUUUUGCAACGCCUGUAUAAAGAUUCCUAAUUUGAUUAAAGCACAUCACGUAAUUAAUGACAUGUUAGGAUAUGAAGACACGUACAAAUAUUUUCAAAAAUCUCUGGUAGGCUUAGUUAGUAAUGUUGGUAAUGUCACUAAAAUGUCUGUUUGAAAAAAUGUGGUACAAUGUGCAAGGCUUGGUCGAAGCUUUUCGAAACUUUGAGGUCUUCGACAUAAAAACGACCGACGAUUUGUACCAAUUCUUCGUCUUUUGCCACCUCUUCUCUUGGGGCGUGCUAGUAUGGAAAUUGCGGAACACUUUGUAACAUUUAAUUUCAAAUAAAUGUCUGGGGAAUUUU